Calliphora vicina (urban bluebottle blowfly) is the source of this 522-nucleotide messenger RNA. Its product is annotated as lectin subunit alpha-like. The transcript is spliced from 3 exons. The record is from RefSeq and is a predicted model, not a curated record. Bases 1 to 522 code for a protein of 173 amino acids. Lineage: Eukaryota; Metazoa; Arthropoda; Insecta; Diptera; Calliphoridae.
AUGGAAGUACUUUUUAUUAUUCUAUUACUGCUGGCAGCCGAUCAUCAGGCAUUUUCUAUAACACCCGAAAAAUUAUAUACAACGGCUAGAAAUAAAACGUAUUAUAUUGAACAUGAACACAGGUAUGACUGGUAUGAAUCGUUGGCCAAAUGUGCUCGCUUAAACAUGUCGCUGAUGGCCGUCGAUGCUCAAGUAAAAUGGAAUGAUGUUGUUUCCAUGAUCAAAAAACAAUUUGGAGAAAAUCUUUUGUUAUGGAUCAGCGGUUAUGCAGUUGGUGAUAAUCGCCUAUUCAUGUGGAUGACAAUGGGUGAGGAAUUUACGUUUAAUAAUUGGUCCCCGGGUAAUCCAGAUUUUGUUGAACAAAAUGAAUACUGUGUCCAAAUUGCCGGUGGGCCUAACAUGCAAUGGAACGAUAAUACAUGCACAAAGAAAUUUGGUUUUAUUUGUGAAUAUAAUGAACAGCAAUGUAAUGGAAAACCUAAGUAUAAUUUAGUUUUUAAUAACUAUCAGCGAUCUAAAUAA